Messenger RNA from Trichosurus vulpecula (common brushtail), 699 nucleotides. It is a transcript of the gene CLRN1, whose product is annotated as clarin 1. Lineage: Eukaryota; Metazoa; Chordata; Mammalia; Diprotodontia; Phalangeridae. Bases 1 to 699 code for a protein of 232 amino acids. Gene Ontology annotation, biological process: equilibrioception; sensory perception of sound. The record is from RefSeq and is a predicted model, not a curated record. The transcript has 3 exons.
AUGCCCAGCCAACAGAAGAAGGUCAUCUUUUGCACUGCUGGUAUCCUGAGCUUUGCGUGCUCUUUUGGAGUCAUAACGGCCUUAGGAACCCAGCUGUGGGUCAAAGCCAAGAUCCUCUGCAAAACCGGAGCCCUGCUUGUCAAUGCUUCUGGACAAGAACUUGAGAAGUUUACUGGGGAGGUCCAGUAUGGGCUUUUCCAUGGGGAAGGGGUGAGACAAUGUGGCUUGGGAGCGAGGCCUUUCCGGUUCUCAUUUUUUCCAGAUUUGGUCAAAGCCAUCCCAGUGAGCAUCCAUGUAAAUAUCAUCCUUUUCUCAACAAUUCUUAUUGUGUUGACAAUGGUGGGGACAGCCUUUUUCAUGUACAACGCUUUUGGCAAACCCUACGAAACUCUUCUUGGCCCGCUCGGAUUGUAUCUCUGGAGCUUCGUAUCAUGCUCCUGUGGUUGUCUUGUUAUGAUACUGUUUGCCUCUGAAGUGAAGAUGCACCAUCUCUCGGAGAAAAUUGCAAAUUAUAAGGAAGGGACGUUCAUAUACAAAACUCACAGUGAAAAAUACGCCACCUCCUUCUGGAUCAUUUUCAUGUGCUUCUCUGUGCACAUUCUCAAUGGGCUUUUAAUCCGGCUUGCUGGGUUUCAGUUCCCUUUUGCAAAAUCUAAAGACUUUGAGACUACUAGUGCAGCAGCAGAUCUAAUGUACUAA